Molecule: messenger RNA, 5953 nt
Organism: Papilio machaon (common yellow swallowtail)
Lineage: Eukaryota; Metazoa; Arthropoda; Insecta; Lepidoptera; Papilionidae
Gene: BRWD3
Product: bromodomain and WD repeat-containing protein 3
Exons: 32
Coding region: 132-5498 (1788 amino acids)
Biological process (GO): regulation of transcription by RNA polymerase II; regulation of cell shape; cytoskeleton organization
Cellular component (GO): nucleus
Molecular function (GO): protein binding
Source: RefSeq, a predicted model, not a curated record
UUUGCUAUUAUUACAGUAGGUGCAUUAUCUUUCGUCAACAAUGUAAUAUUCUGUAUGAAAUGUUUGUGAGAUUUUUUGUGUAUUUGUGAUAUGUGAGGUGAUAAUUGACCACAGUUAUAAAAACUAGGAUUAUGGAGGAAUCUAGUGAGGAGGCAAACGUCGUUCCCGAACUCUACUUUCUGAUCGCGAAAUUUCUCUCUGGCGGCCCUCUGAAAGAGACUGCGAAGACUUUACUGAAAGAGCUCGAGCGAGUAGAGGUACUGCCCAGACGGCUCGACUGGGAGGGCAACGAACACACGCAGUCUUACGAUGAAUUGGCGGCACAACACAACGACAUGUCGUGGCGGCGGCUGGCGGCGGUGUGCGAGCGCGCGCUGCAGCUGGCCAGCAGCGGCGCCCUGGCCACCAAUGGCAACGCCAGCAGUACAGCAGUGGCCACCCCCGCCGGCGUGGCCAACGUGCCCAGUGUGGCCAGUACGGCCAGCGUGGCCAGUGAGCCGCAGAUGAGACUAAGAGCGCGCUUGUCUCUGCUCAGCGAGUCUCUGGUCAGACCAAAACCAAAGUACUCCAUACACAAGCCAGAUCAUUCUCUUGUGCGGAGACUGGUGAGACGCGAGCUGGGCGGCUGCGGGCGCGUGUUCCCCGCCCGGCUUCUCUCCGGCCUGCAGCUGCAGCGCCGCACGCUGGGACAUCUCUCCGCAGUCUACUGCCUCGUCUUCGACUGCACCGGACGAUACGUCGUCACUGGCGCGGACGACCUGCUGGUGAAGGUGUGGUGCGCGCUGGACGGGCGGCUGCUGAGCACUCUGCGGGGUGCGGGCGCUGAGAUCACUGACGUGUGCGUGUCUCCGGACGGCGCGCUGCUCGCCGCCGGCUCCGUGGAGCGCCUCGUGCGCGUCUGGUGCCUCGCCACCGGAGCCCCGCGCGCCGUGCUGCACGCGCACGCCGGCACCAUCACCUCCGUGCACUGGUCGGCGGCGGCGCACGGCGACGUGCGGUGGCUGGCCUCGACGUCGACGGACGGCUCGGUGGCGUUCUGGACGUGCGCCUCGGACGGACAGUUCCUGUCGCAGCCGGUGCAGUUCGUGGAGCGCAUGCGGCCCGGCGCCUGCCACAUGAUCUGCGCCGCGUGGUCCGCGGGCGGCGCCUUCCUCGCGGCCGGCAGCGCCGACCACCACGUGCGCAUCUACCACGUGGAGGCGGCGGGCCCGCGGCGGGUGCUGGAGCAGGCGGUGCACGGCGACGCGGUGGACUCGCUGGCGUGGGCGCACCGCGGGCUGCGGCUGGUGUCGGGCAGCAAGGACGGCAGCGCGGCGCUGUGGACGCUGCACGCGACGCAGUGGCGCCACCACCUGCUGCAGGACCACACCAAGCGCCUCAAGGUCACCAUGGUCUGCUGGGACCGCAGCGACGCCUACGUGAUGACCGCCGUCUCCGACAACACAGUGCGGGUGUGGUGUUCGCGCACAUACCGGCAGGUGCGAGUGCUGAGCGGACAUCGGGACGAGGCGUACGUGUUGGAGGCGCACCCCUUCCUGCCGCACGUGCUGCUCUCCGCAGGACAUGACGGACAACUGUUCGUGUGGGACGCGGAGGCGGGGGAGGUGCUGGCCAAGUUUCACAACCGCAUCGAGGGUCAAGGGGACGGCGCCAUCUUUGACGCGAAGUGGGGCACGGGCUGCAGCGUCGCGGCCUCCGACUCGCACGGCCAUCUGCUGCUGCUGGGCCUCGGCCUCGGGCACCGUCUGCUGCGGCAGCUGCCUCCGGAGCUGUUCUUCCACACUGACUACCGCCCGCUGGUGCGAGACGCGCUGGGCGGAGCGCUGGACGAGCAGACGGAGACGCCCCCGCACCUGAUGCCGCCGCCCUUCCUGGUGGACGUGGAGGGCGCUCCGCACGCGCCCGCGCUGCAGCGGCUGGUGCCGGGGCGGGAGCGGCUGGCGCUCCGCCCCGUGUUGCCGCGCGCCGCCCCCUCCGCCGCCCCCAGCGCGCCGCCCGCCCCGCUCGGGCCCUGGCGCGGGGAGGGCGUGCGGCACACCGCCGGCUCCUGGCAGAGGGACGAGGACCAUCUGCCGCCCUGCUCGCGUCCCCUCGUGCCACCUCUACCCGACUCCGUCAAGCAGAGGAUCGAACAGGCGAGCUGCGAGAUGAACGAGUGGGAGAGCGCGUGGUACUGGCGCGAGAUGAGGCGCAGGCCGGUCAUGAUCAGCACCGCGGUAGACGGACCAGCGCGCCGCCCCGGCCGCCGGCCCCGCCCCGCGCGAGCCCCGCCCCAGCCCACGCCCACUAUACGACCCACGCCCGCUAUGCUGCGAGUGGAGGAGUCGCCUUCCUCUGAGAGUUCCAGCGAGACGUCCGACUCCAGCGUGAGGCUGGAGGGCAGCUCGGGCAGUGAGCGCUCCUCGCACUCGGCCACCUCGCGCACGCGGCGUGCACCUGAUGCACGCGCACGGGCACGAGCGCGCGCACACGCACUCUGCACUGACAGUUCAUCAUCAUCUCAGUACUCAGACUGGGAGGCGGGGCCGGCGCUAGCUCCGCCCGCUCGCGCACGUCGCCGACCUCAACCCACCGCUAGGUACAGUCCCAGUACGACAACAACAAAACGCGUGGCUACCGCCGCUCAGAGCGGUCUCGCCAGCGGGGCGGGUAGCGGAGCGACGAGCGGGGCGGGUGGCGGUAGUGGGGGCGGUGCAGGUAGCGGUGGAGGUGAGCUGCCGGAGGCGUACCGCGUGGGCGAGUGGCUGACGGCGGUGUCGCCCCGCAAGGCGCCCUACCAGCCACAGAUGGGCGACCAUCUCAUGUACUUCAGACUGGGUCAUCAGAGGUACUUCGAGGCGGUGGCUGAGAAGGAUGUGUACAAGAUCAACUCCCGAGACAAACCUUGGGACAGGAUGCAUAUAUAUGAAUGUGAGUCUGUGAAGGUGAUAGGUAUGAAGUAUGUGAUAAAGCCCCCUCGCGUUGUCAGCCUGAGACUGGCGAGCUCUCUGCCGGGCGCGGCGGGGGGUGCAGGGGGUGCAGGGGGUGCGGGGGGUGCGCGCGGCGGUCGCACCUUCACAGUGCGGUACCACGACAUGCCCGAUGUGAUCGACUUCCUGGUCCUGAAGCAGCAGUACGAGGCAGCAGUAGAGAGGAGAUGGGGUCCGGGGGACAGGUUCAGAUGUAUGAUCGACGACUCCUGGUGGACGGGCAUCGUGCUGGAGCGCACGGGGGGCGCAGACUCGGAGGAGGAGGAGGUGGGCGUGGGCGUGGGCGCGGGCGUGGGCGCGGGCGAGGUGGGCGCGCGGCGCUGGGCUCGCGAGGCCGCCGCCCACUUCCUGUCGCUGCGCGUGCGCUGGGACAACGGGGAGGUGGAGCGCCUCUCGCCCUGGGACCUCGAGCCUCUCGACCCACAGAGAUUGCCGGCGGAGGCAGGUGGCGCAGUGCCAGUGCUGAGCUCAGAGCUGGCAGGUGCGCUGCGCAGAUCUGAGACACACGAGUGGGCCGCAGGCGCGUGUCGUCACAUCGCACGUCAUCUCGCCCUCGCCAUGUCACUCUCCGCGGCUGAACCCUUCGCAGCACCAGUGGACCUGCAGAGAUAUCCGACAUACGCCCGUCUCGUACCCUACCCUGUAGACCUCUCCACCAUUAGAGCGCGCUUCGAAAACCUGUAUUACAGACGAGCUGCGGCUGCGCAGUUCGAUGUGCGUUGUAUCGCGAGCAAUGCGGAGCGCUUCAACGAGCCUCAUUCACCAAUAGUGAGACAGGCGCGCCUCGUCACUGACCUUCUCCUGCACAUCAUCAGCAACUGGCGUAAUGUGGAUGUGGUGGCGAAAUACCAUGAGCUGGCUGCUGCAUACCAGUCCUCAGAUGAUGAGCCUCUCGCCGCCACACUUACAAAGAAGCGUGCAAGUAGUGGUGGUUCUCGCUGGGUGUCUGCAUGUACUGAGCUGCUCAAUGAGCUGAGUGCCUCCGCUGAUGCUGAGCCAUUCCGGCAACCUGUCAGUCCACAACAGGCACCAGACUACCAGCGUGUCGUGCGCACUCCCAUGGACCUGGGCACUGUGCGAGCUCGUCUCGUCUCCGGCAGCUACACCAGAGCUGAACACUUUGCCAGAGAUGUGCGUCUCGUCUUCUCCAACAGUCGUCUCUACAACACAAACAAGCGCAGUAGAAUCUACUCGAUGACAGUACGUCUGUCGUCACUGUUUGAGGCGUUGUGGACGCGCGUCAGUAUGGACUGCGGCCGCACGCGCAGCACGACGCGCGCACAGCACGCCGGCACGCGCUCGCGCAGUGCACGACGAACACGACGUGCUGCACGACACACGAGACGUGCUGCACGACUUGCACGUACAGAGAGUGUACGAGAUAAAUCUUCAGAGGAUGAGGUACAUGGUGUAGGACACAGCGCCAGCUCGGAGUCUGAGCCUCUAGCUGCCACGUCGCGCCGCGUGCAUGCGCAUGUACAUCAUUCUGACAACGACACUCCUCCACUCACAAAUCACAAAGGCAAAGGUGUUGGCAAGAAGAGUAAGACGCACAACUCAGAGCCCGCCCCCUCUACAAGCCACGCCCCCAUGUUAUUCUCCACAGAAGAAUCAGUGGCGAACGGCACGAUGUCUGACUCUGAGGGCGUGUCUGAUGUGGGCGAGGGCGAGGGCGUGGGCGCGGGGGCGGAGUCCGAGGACGAGGCGGGGUCGGGACGUGGCUCAGAGCGUUCACACAUCGAGGUGUUAGAAGAGGAGCUGGCAGACGAUGAGGUUGAACUUACAUAUGAACCGGCGCAGUUACACGUGAGUAUUGUGACAUCAGUGAUACGUAGGGCGCAACGCAAACGUGGACGCAGACGCAGUUCUGACAGCAGCACUGUCCGUCGCACACGUCGACCUCACAAACGUGUUCGUGAACGGUUCACGUCCGCGUCGUGCUCGUCGUCGGAGUCGUGCUCCGGCUCGGGCUCCGCUUCAGGCUCGGGCUCCGCAUCUGGCAGCUCGGGGUCGCGGCGCUCCGGUCGUCGUUACGAGUCUGAUCGCUCCUACAGGCCACGUUACUCUACUGAUGAUGAUGCACCGCUACUUCUAUACAGACAAAGACAGGAAGGUGAGGAUGUGGCUGGACCUUCACGACGAGGACACGCCAGGAGCGUGUCGCUGCGCACGCGCCGCAGUCCGCGGAGGUACAACGAGGACAGCGAGGAGGAUUCCAUAGCUGCUAUCAGCAAGCGCCUUCCGCAUCACCACCAUCACCAGCGACACCAGCACCAACUCGCCCGACGCAGGCAGAGACAUGCCACACAGGGCGCGAGCUCGACAGCAGCGCAUACGAGUGACCACAACUACUUCAACGGACAUGCGCACGCGCAUGCACACGACGCUCACAAUGGACACGGUGACGCGGGUGUGUCCGGGGGGUCCGGGUCUGCGGGCUCAGCAGGCUCUGGGGGUCCGGUGUCGAUAUCAUCGCGAGGUCGCGUGCGCAAGCUGACAGCCAAGGCACGUGGCCUGCUCGGCAACUGAAGCUUGGCCAACCUCUUCAGCUGGAGCCCCCUGCGAUAACAGCGACAGGGGGCUCCGCUGGAGCUGGGUAUCCGACCAGUGUGUGAAAACAUGUGACAGUGAUAGUGUUGUACUAGCAAAGGGAUCGUCGUAAACUGGAUGACUGAUGAAACUGGGUUCAGGGAAAUUGACCUUAAGUUGAAGUGUCACCAGUGAAUGAAGACAUGUGAUAGUGCUGCUGUAGUGUAAACAGAGGUGUCAAUAAAAAUUGGAUUUUGUGAAAAUGUUCUAUUAAUGUAGAUCUUGAGUUUGACCAGUGAAUGAAGAUACCCGAAUUUUGUAUAGUGUUGUGAUGUAAAAUUAUUAAAUUAUUAGUGUUGUGAAAAUAUUACAAUCGUUAGUAAUACAAUUUUCAUAAUUCUUGUGGACUGUUGACAGCAAAAAUCUUUCUUAGUUAGAAAGUAAUCGACAAACAU